AGGGGGAAAACGCAUUUUCAAGCGGCAUUCUUAGCACCUGAUGCGCUAUAAGGUCACGCUGGUGAAGUUGGCUGCAUUUCUCUCAGUCGCCCUGGCUGCCUUGCUCUCCGUCGGCGUCGUCGACACUGACGCAAAGAGGAGGAAAGCGAGAAGGUUGCAAGGUACGUGAGUGCCUGCCAAUGGCUGACGACAGACAGACAGAUCUGCCGUGCCAGACAGAGGGAUGUGCCACAUCUGAUCCACAUCCGGCUGCAUGUCUGUGUUUGUGGCUGUGUGUUGGAUGGGGUGGGUGCAGUUGGCUCCUCGGUAGAAGACAGGGGAGAGAUCCCGCCGGGCUGCCAGGGGCGUUGUCGUGAAGAGAACUUCUGGAACGACGACGUGUGCGACUUGGAGUGCUACAACCCCGAGUGCGAAUGGGACGGCGGCGACUGCGACCCAGGCACCAACACUUACACACACACACACACAUCUUUACACUUGCCUGCCUAUACGCUUGCUUACUCACAUAGACGCACUCACAUAGACGCACUCACAUGGACGCGUCUCUGAAUGCACAUCUGUUUGCUCGGUGCCUGCCUGCAGGUGUGUUUUGCGAGGACUUGGCUUCGUAUUGCAAGUGGAACGAGACCUGUGUCCAGGACGGUGACAGAAGGGCCUGGUGCGUGAGCUUGUGCGCACAGAAGUACUGCCCAGGAGAAAACCAAAAGUGCGAGGUGCGGACCUACUCACACACAUUCAGACAUGGACCCAUUCCUGCCUGUCUGUGUGUGUGUGUGUGUGCGUGCGUGUGCCUGCAGGUGCGGCGGCCUGAUGAUGGUGACGGUGACAGCAACGAGGAGACAAAGGGCGUUGCUGAGUGCGUGUGCAAGGCAGGAUACACACGAACAGACGACGGCAGCUGCCAAAAGGAAGAGGAAGGUAAGCCGAUCGACAAACGCGUAACACAGACAGCUACAUCCAUCCAUCCAUCGAUCUGUUUUGCUUUGCUUGUGUGUAAAUUGCAUAUAUUCAGAGCCCCCAGCGAUAACCCAGGCAGUGAUGAGAGGAGGAGAGCGGCCCGAGCGGACCGAGCGGCCAAGAAUAAGACACGCAGAGCUCCCGCCGAUGCCUCAGACAACGCCCCCAUCCCCGACAACUCCCCGGACAAUGCCCCAGACGACAAGCACAACAAUACCGCCCCAGACAACAACAACGGCACCGCCACCACCACCAACGAUGCCUCCAACAGAUCCCCCAACAACAACAACAACAACUACAACUACGACAACUCCACCGCCGCCAACGACUACAACUACAACUACAACUACGACAACUCCACCGCCGCCAACGACUACAACAACAACAACACCAGCGCCGCCGCCCCCGGCUGUAAGUUCACGAGAGAAUCCACAUAGACAGAUAGACAGAUGAGAUGACGUGAUGUCCGUCUGUCCGUCUGUCGGUGCUGUCUGUGCUUACUUGCAGCCAGCCGGUCCGGUCCCCGGGAGUGAUCUGACGGCCGCCCAGUACUACCGGCUCCUUGCCUGGUUCGGCGAGGCGGCCGGCGGGGGUAAUAGGAAACUCGACCUUCUCUACAAGUACAUAACACAGACACAUACAUUUACACACACAUAUCCCCGUCGCAUGUGUGCCUUUGUUUGUCGGUCAGGUCGGAUCGCGACGGCACCUCACACGGCGACAUGCUCGACAAAGUCAAAGACACAAGUAAGGGAGUGAGCAGCCAUGUCUUCCUGCCUGCCACCGACUGACACACAUGACACGUGUGAAUGAAUCUAGGGAAUAUACAUACCUGCGUACCUACCUACCUACCUGGCCGUUUCUCUCUCUGUCUGUCUGUCUGUCUGUGUGUGUGUGUCCCACCUGUCCACCCACAGGUGGUGUAGUGUUGAUAGUGAGGAAGGGCGAGUACGUCUACGGGUGUUACUUGGGCAACACCCUCCAGGUGCCGGGGAGCAGAGGAGCUUCGUCCACUUGCGGCUCCACCACCGUCACCCGCACCACGCCGGCGACGUCAAGGUGGGCGACGUCAAGGUGGACGCCGCCCUGGCGGCGGCAGCCGGUGCAGACGGUGCAGACGGUGGAGACGCUGCCCUGCGGGUCGACGGUGGGCGCCACUCCCAUACCCUAUGUCAAGUACUCUUGUGCCGUCUGGCUCUUUUCGCUCAACGGUAGGUGGGUUAGGUAGGGCGUCGGGUGGGCGGGGUGGGGUGGGGACAGGACACAGACAGACAGACAGACAGACACAGAAAGGGCGGGUUGGGUGGCGCAUCGCAUCCAUUGAUAUAUAUCAGUCUGCAUUGAUUGAAUGCGGGAGUAAAAGUGUGCGUGUGUGUGUGUGUGUGUUGCUGUGGAUGGAUCAGGUCACUUUGCCCGGCCGACGAAGAUCCGACUGCCGCCAGGUACCUACCCACCCCGUCCGUGUGCACAGAUGCAUGUGCCGGCUUCCUUCCUUUGAGUGAGGUGUAUUUGUUGCCUGCCCUGCCUGUGUGUCUGUGUCUGUCAGAUAUUCAGGGCUUCACUGUGGCGUCGCGUGACAGCGGGGUGCCCCUCGAGUGGGGCAAGGCCAAGAUCAGCAUCCCACACAGCGAGUACCUGCUCUUCGGAUGGGACGACCCUGAACAAGUGAGCCAGCCGUCACGUCACACCCACGGCCACCCACCCAGCACAAGGAUCGAUCACACACAAAUGAAUGGUGAUGGUGUGGUGUGUAUGUCAGAGUGACAAUCUGCUAUCGAUGAAGCAUGCCCUCGGCAAGGCCCACCUCCCCGCUGGCUACACGGGGCCAGUUGACGAUGAGGGCAACGCGCUGCUGGGGGGCGAGCAGCAGUUCACGGCGGACUGGCUCGAGAUAUUCCACGUCAGUGACACCUGACUGCCUGGCUGACUGACUCCAUUUUUGGCUGACUCCAUCUAUUUUUUUGCCGCGCGUCCGUGCUGCUGCCUGCCUGUCCGUCCGUCCGUCUGCAUUGCAUGCGUUUGGUCCAUCGCGUUUUUCGAAUGCAUAUGCAUUGAUAUCAUGAAGGGUGUCAGGCAGUGUGUAGUGUAGUGUGGAUAUGUAAAUAAGCAGGAACGUAGUCGUCUCCCUCUCUCUCUCUCUCUGUCCGUCUGUCUGUCCGUCAGUCUGUUUGUCCGGCUGUCUGGGGGUGUGGAUGCCCUCUGUCGUCUUUCUCGCCUGUGUGUCUUUAUUUUUGGCGUCAAGUCAGUCAGUCUGCCUUAUGCGUUCCGUUGGUAGGUGUCAGUGAGGCCCGGCGGCUCAUGUCACGAGGCACCGGGCCUGACCGACAGUAAGUGGUUCAUCCCUCUGCACUGCACUGCUCGGCGAUAAGUCAGUCAGUCAGUCAAGACAUACGUCUGUCAGUCGGUGUGUGUCCGUUUUGUAUCUUCGUGUCUGUGUCUGCCUACUGUAGGGAGAGCAUAACCCAUGCACCGGCAUAUGCGCCGAGACGUGGGACGGGGCGGGGCGGGACGGGACGCGGCAAAAAGGCCGUCAAACGGGUCAGAAACGCAGUCAGCUAUUGAGUGUCUUCUAAGCAGGCCUUUUUUUCUUGUCCCUCUCACGCUCAACCAAUUGCAAGCGUUCUGUGCGCGAGGGAUCAAGGAAAAAGCAGCCGUCGUCCAAACAGACAGAUCAGUUGUAAUCUGCCGCUGCUUGCCCU
Molecule: messenger RNA, 3656 nt
Organism: Vitrella brassicaformis
Lineage: Eukaryota; Vitrellaceae
Source: the annotation of a GenBank genome assembly